Coregonus sp. 'balchen' is the source of this 3682-nucleotide messenger RNA. The record is from the annotation of a GenBank genome assembly. Lineage: Eukaryota; Metazoa; Chordata; Actinopteri; Salmoniformes; Salmonidae.
CUCCACCACUUUACAGCAACAGUCCCUACCAACAACCAGCAUGGCUACUGCGUCUGGGAGCACUUGUCCAGAAGGAGAAAGGAGUGAUUGCGACGAUGGAGGAGGCGACAAUAGCGACCCAGCACAAGAGACUACUUCGGGAAAUGCUUUGCAGAAGAAACCCGUUUGUCUCAUAGUGCUUGGCAUGGCAGGGUCUGGAAAAACAACUUUUGUGCAGGUAAGCCAAAACUAGCUAACUAACGGUUAUCACUACAGUAGCUAGGUAAGUUAGCUAGCUAGCUAACGUUACCAGUACUGUGUAUGAGACAAAGCAAGCUCAACCAAACUAAGCACAAUUGUAUUCUGGAAUUCAGCAGUUUUUCCUUUGCUUUUUAGUCAAGCAGUUUGGAAUCUGUAUAUAUUAGCUAAGUCACGGCCAUCUGGGUUCUAACUUAGCUAGCUACCUAUGCUAACGUUACCUAGCUAGAUCUGACGACGUUGUUGUUUCUUCUCAGCGACUCAAUGCUCAUCUUCACACCAAGAAGUCUCCUCCAUAUGUCAUCAACCUAGACCCUGCUGUGCACGAAGUCCCUUUCCCAGCCAACAUUGGUAAGAAAUCAUCCAGACCACCAUGCAUAACGUUAAUGUGUCUGGAUCAUGUUGAUACUGUAAUAAUUCUAGCUAAUCGUUCAUUUGUUCAAUGUUCAGAAAAGUAUUUUUCCUUGAUGUUCUAUUGAUAUAAUCUAAGAAUUGUAAUUAUGUUGAUAUCCCACGACAUUAUUUUAUUAGCUAGCUAGCUACCAUGGUAAUAAGUAACAGAACGCUGCUUAUUGUCCCCUUGUAGAUAUCCGUGACACAGUGAAUUACAAAGAAGUGAUGAAGCAAUAUGGCCUAGGUCCCAAUGGAGGAAUCGUCACCUCUUUGAAUCUCUUUGCUACGAGGUUUGAUCAGGUAGGCCCAACUCUUUUUCUGUUGUAACAGGACGUGUAUUUGUUUGACACCUCAACUGUCCAAUAGUUGUCACCAUUAUUAUUACUCGCACAAUUUGGGCAUUAUGAAUCAAAAUCUCCCGUUUUGCCUCCUCAGGUCAUGAAAUUCAUUGAGAAGAAACAGUACAAUCACCAGUAAGUAUAUUUUAUUCUCAGAAAGUUAGUAGAUGUUCUCCUGGUAAGCAUAGAAGAAGCAUAGUUAGGUACAGCAUUGUACUGUUGUUUUGCCAUCCCCUCUUCUGGUGUGUACCUACCUGUUUUGUUUUGUUUUAGUCGUUUAGCAGACGCUCUUAUCCAGAGCGACUUACAGGAGCAAUUAGGGUUAAGUGCCUUGCUCAAGGGCACAUCGACAGAUUUUUCACCUAGUCGGCUUGGGGAUUAGAACCAGCGACCUUUCGGUUACCGGCACUACGCUCGUAACCACUAAGCUACCUGCCGCCCUAACCUUUGACCUAUGUCUACAGAUAUGUGUUGAUUGACACUCCUGGACAGAUAGAAGUGUUCACCUGGUCAGCGUCCGGAACCAUCAUCACUGAAACACUGGUGUGUAGUAGUAAUGUGUUACAACAUGUAGGCCAAAUUAUAUGACUAGAUACAACCAAAUUGUUAUCGGUGUUGUGAUCAGUUUGGUGUCUGUGUGAAUGGGUUUCCAGGCCUCUUCCUUCCCCUGUGUGGUGGUCUACGUGAUGGACACGUCUCGCAGCGUCAACCCAGUCACCUUCAUGUCCAACAUGCUCUACGCCUGCAGGUCUGACACAGGGGAGCAUUAAAUACUUUCCCAUGGUCAAAUAAAACCACAGAUUGGUUCGAACAAAUUGAAUAUUUUACAUAUAGGCAAUAAAGAUCUAGUGCAGUGUGGUGAUUUGCUUGUUCACUCUGUGACUGUGCUUUCCGCCCCCUAGCAUCCUGUACAAAACCAAGCUGCCCUUCAUUGUCAUCAUGAAUAAGGUAUGAAAUGAUUGGAACACUUUAAAUAAACCACUCUAACUUGGUAACAGUGAAUUACUGAAUGAGGGGGGAAAAGCAAUAGAUCUGCACUCAAGUGUUGAUAUGAUCAAAGGAAAUAUGUGUUUUUCAUUUAGAUAAUAAUACAGAGAUAACAAACCACAGAUUUCAGUACAUUGCUGUACAUGUCUGUGGUUUCAGACAGACAUAAUCGACCACAGCUUUGCGGUGGAGUGGAUGCAGGACUUUGAGGUGUUCCAGGACGCUCUGAACCAGGAGACGUCCUACGUCAGCAACCUGACGCGCUCCAUGAGCCUGGUGCUGGACGAGUUCUACACCAACUUACGGGUUUGUGUGUGUUUCAAUACUGUAUGCUACUUCAGUGCACAAUACUGAGAACUGUAUGUAGUGUUAUUUGUGUGUGAGCUUUCUGUGAUCUGUGUGUGUACGUGAGACAACGUUCCAUGAGCUUUGUGUUUGACUUUUACAUCAACCUAUGGGGAAGUGUUUCUGUGCAUAUACAGGGGGUUCCCCUGUAGCUCAGUUGGUAGAGCAUGGCGCUUGCAACGCCAGGGUUGUGGGUUCGUUUCCCACGGGGGGCCAGUAUGAAAAAUGUAUGCACUCACUAACUGUAAUCUGGAUAAGAGCGUCUGCUAAAUGACAAAAUAAAAAAAUUCAGAGAGGGUUUAUCGAGUGUUCCCUCUCUGAUUGGUCACGUCUGUGUUUCAUUUGCAGGUUGUGGGUGUGUCUGCAGUCACAGGCAGCGGAUUGGAAGAGUUCUUUGUUCAGGUGGCAGAGGCCGCAAAGGAGUACGAGACGUGAGUGAGGGGGCUGCUCUGCAAACACACAAACACCAUUGUCUGUAAUAUUUGUGUGUAAAAUGAAUUGUUUUGUGUUAUUCAGGGAUUAUCGUCCUGAAUAUGAAAGACUUCAUAAAGAACUGGUGAGUGUUUCAAUACCAAUGCUACGUCUGUGCACUAUACUGAGAACAACAACUGUAUGUUUGCCUGUGCGUGGGACAUCUGUCGGUCUUUCUCUGACGGUCCUGGUAUGCCCUCCAGGCCGAUGCUCAGAGCAGGAAGCAGCAGGAACAGAUGGAGCAUUUACGGAAGGACAUGGGGGCUGUUGCCAUGGAGAUGACCUCACGGACAGGUGUGUGUCCAUUGUCUGUGUGCCUGUGUGCCAUUACGUGCUUGAUUGUGUGUGUGUAUGUGAGUCUAAGAGAUCGCCAUAUUGUGUAUAAUAUGCUUGGAUCGGGUACAUGAGACAGGUGUUCUGUGAAAUAAAUAAUACAAUUAUGUCACUUCCUGUCCUCCAGAGGAAGCUGAUGUGGCUGGCCGAAGUGAUCUCAUCUUCAACCGCGGUAACCCUGAUGAGGAGGAGGAAGAGGGGGAGGACAGUGACACGGAUGACAUCGAUCACAACGGUGAGGAGAGUUUUUAAAAAAUAAUUAAGAGUUUGAGUGGCCUCAAGGUCCUAUCAUUGCCUUAACCCAUAAUAUCAAAUCACCUUGCAUUCCUAACAACAAGCUUAAUCAUGAUUUGUCAAUGAUUCUUAUGUGGAAAGUGAAGAUAUGUUACAAAAAUAUGAUAACACGCACAAAAAUACAGGCUAUAUAAGUUCCCCUGUUGACACAACCUAUCAUCCCUUUCAGUGACUGAGGAGAGCAAGGAGGGCACGGCCUUCGGGAACUUCCUGAAGGAGAGGAAAGAAGUGAUGCAGGUACGAAAUAGGAAGUCUCAAUGAUGACCGGAGGAUCCUGACACCCC